AUGGCCCUGACCUUCAUCGUGGGUUUUGCGGCCGCGGCCAUCGUGCUGCAGAUCAUCCGCAUGGUGAUCAACUCAUGGCAGCACUCUCGCAACGCUAAAAAGCUGGGCUGUGGCAGUCUGCCCUGGUACCCUUGCAAAGAUCCAAUUGGAAUCGACACCCUGAAGCAGUCUCUGGCAGCGGCCAAAGAAAAUACUGUUCCAGCGUUGGCUGAGAAGCGCUUCAAGGUCAUGGCCGAGCAGGAGAAUCGUUACGUCACUACCUUCAUGAUUCGCAACCUCGGUCGCGAUGGCAUUUUUACUAUCGACCCAAAAAAUAUCCAAGCUGUUCUAGCAACACAAUUCAAGGAGUUUGAACUCGGUGAUUCUCGCCGAAGAUCGUUGCACCCCUUACUUGGAACUGGUAUUUUCACUGCGGACGGUGAGGAUUGGUCUAGGUCCAGAGGUCUACUACGCCCUCAAUUUACCAGAGAGCAAAUCAGUCAGCUAGAUUUGGAGGAAGAACAUGUGCAAAAGGCCAUGCAAGCGCUGCCCGUCGCAGCCAACGGCUGGACCGCCUCGACCGAUAUCCAAACUAUAUUUUUCCGCCUAACUAUCGAUUCUGCCACAGAGUUCCUGUUCGGCGAAAGCGUUGAGAGCCAGCUUGGUGGUCUGAACGGUUUAAACAGACCCGAGGAUUCCUUCGCUGGCCACUUUGACUUCUCGCAAUUUAUCUGCGCGCAGCGUGGCCGAUUCGAGAAAUUGAGCUUCCUUGCUGAGACCAAAGAAAGCAAGAACUCAGACAAACAAGUCCAAGCCUUCGUUGACAAGGUCGUCGCAACUGCUUUGAAAGCCGCCGACCAAGAAAAGAAGAACCCCGAAACUGGAAAAUCCCCUUAUGUGUUCCUGGACGCCCUUCUGGAGGUUACACGAGACCCGAUCGAGCUGCGCUCGCAGCUUUUGAACAUCCUCUUGGCCGGCCGCGAUACUACUGCCUCCCUCCUUAGCUGGACCACCCUCCUUCUUGCCCGUAACCCUGAAGUUUUUAAUAAGCUCCGCGAAACCAUUAUCUCCACUUUUGGCACUUACUCGAACCCGCAAAAUGUCACCUUUGCUGCUCUUAAGUCCUGUCAAUAUCUGCAGUAUGUUAUGAAUGAGGUCCUCCGUCUCUACCCCGUUGUGCCAUUCAACCGCCGCAAUGCUACUCGCGAUACCACUAUCCCUCGAGGCGGUGGUCCCGACGGCCAAGACCCCGUCUACGUUCGCAAGGGCCAGUCUGUCAUUUACACCACCCAUGUUAUGCAGCGACGCAAGGACCUCUGGGGCCCUGAUGCCGAUGAAUUCAAGCCUGACCGCUGGGCCAACCGCAAGGCUGGCUGGGAAUACAUCCCCUUCAACGGUGGCCCGCGCAUUUGCAUCGGUCAACAAUUCGCUCUCACCGAAGCCGGUUACGUCAUUGUUCGACUCCUGCAGCGCUUUGAUCAGAUCCAUGAUGUGAAUCCCGAUCGCGAGAUUCGACACGGCUUGACCUUGACCAGUUCUCCUGCUGAUCGACUUACUGUCCGCAUGCAUGAGGCAGCUGAGUAA
Penicillium nucicola is the source of this 1563-nucleotide messenger RNA. Its product is annotated as cytochrome P450. Gene Ontology annotation, molecular function: iron ion binding; heme binding; oxidoreductase activity, acting on paired donors, with incorporation or reduction of molecular oxygen, reduced flavin or flavoprotein as one donor, and incorporation of one atom of oxygen. The record is from RefSeq and is a predicted model, not a curated record. Bases 1 to 1563 code for a protein of 520 amino acids. The transcript is spliced from 2 exons. NCBI's taxonomy places the organism in Eukaryota, Fungi, Ascomycota, Eurotiomycetes, Eurotiales, Aspergillaceae.